AAAAUCAAUUAGAUUUCCCUUUUUGGUGACCUUUGCGGAAAACCUCGUCCUUUCGGUUUUUUCCUCCUCCUUCUCGUCUUCCUGAUGCCGCUUCCUGAAACAGGUAUAUUAUUUGCAUGAGCAAAUGGAUACAAAAAAAGCCAACGUUGAGCCUUAUAGCGUCUUGUUAUUCACCUUGAUCUUGGCUUUGCAGUCAGCAAGAAACAGGAACAUAAACCACACUACACACUGUCAUGGAAGCUACUGCUGCGUCCGCGUCUACUGACAUGGCCUUCGAGGACCGUGUCAGGACAUUCCAGAACUUCCUCAGUAUUAGAGUCAACGAAAUUCCAAUAUACGAACGGGAGAUUCAACGUAUGCUUAAGAAGGGAGAAAAAAGAUUAUCUGUAAACAUUGAUGAAUUGAGAAACUUUGAUAACAAUUUUGCAGCUGGUCUCCUAGAUACCCCGGCAGAUUUUCUUCCAGCUGCAUUGAAGGCCUUGAAUGAAAUGGUUCAUGCAAUUUACAGUCCCGUCGAAACACCUGGAAUCACACUUGCCGAAGAUGACGAGUUCUAUCUCUCGUUUGUGGGUUCUUUUGGUGCAUACAGUUUGUCACCAAGAACAAUAAACUCGUCCUACCUUUCCAAGAUGGUGUCGAUUGAAGGUAUCAUCACCAAAGCUUCUUUAGUGCGUCCAAAGAUCGUCAAGUCAGUUCAUUACAACGAAGCCAAGAAGUUUUUCUUUUCGAGAGAAUAUAGAGAUCAGACAACAAGUUUUGACCCAAUCAAUACCGUUGUCACAUAUCCGACCGAAGAUGCUGAAGGUAACAAACUCGAAACUGAAUACGGCUAUUGCAAAUACAGAGAUCAUCAAGUGGUAACUAUCCAAGAAUUGCCUGAAUUGGCACCACCUGGUCAACUACCAAGAUCGUUGGAUGUGAUUUUGGAUGACGACUUGGCCGAUUGUGCGAAACCUGGUGACAGAAUCCAAGUCAUCGGUGUUUUCAGAUCUUUGGGUGGUGGCUUGAACGACAACGGUGCCUUCAAGGUGGUUAUACUAGCAAACUCAGUUUAUCAGCUCCACGCGUUAUCGACGUCAACGAGAGUCACUGAAAACUUGACUGCAAAGGAUAUAGACAAUAUUGUAAGACUUUCCAGAAAAAAGCAAGUAUUCAAGCUUUUGGCUGAAUCUCUAGCUCCUUCCAUCUAUGGUCAUACUUACAUCAAACAAGCAGUCCUCUUGAUGCUUUUGGGAGGGACUUCCAAAACUUUGGAUAACGGUGCAAGGUUGAGGGGUGAUAUAAAUAUUCUCAUGGUUGGUGACCCUUCUACAGCCAAGUCUCAAAUGCUACGUUUCGUUUUGAAUACUGCUCCUUUGGCCAUCACCACAACAGGUAGAGGUUCUUCCGGUGUGGGUUUGACAGCUGCUGUUACCACAGAUAAGGAGACUGGUGAGAGAAAGCUUGAAGCGGGUGCUAUGGUUUUGGCAGAUCAAGGUAUCGUUUGUAUCGAUGAAUUUGAUAAGAUGAACGAUGUUGACAGAGUUGCUAUUCACGAAGUGAUGGAACAACAAACUAUAACGAUCUCGAAAGCUGGUAUCCAUACCUCGUUGAAUGCAAGAUGUGCGGUUAUUGCAGCCGCUAAUCCGGUCUAUGGCCAGUAUGAUACAUUUAAGACACCCCAGCAGAAUAUCGCAUUACCUGAUUCUUUACUAUCCAGAUUCGAUUUGUUAUUCAUUGUCACCGAUGACAUCAAUGACGAACGAGACAGAAAAAUCAGUGAGCAUGUGAUGAACAUGCAUAGGUACGUCCCAGCGGGCUAUUCUGAGGGUGAGCCAAUAAAGGAGAAAUCUAGCAUCAGAUUGGCAGUUGGUGAUUUCGAUGUCGAAGAGUCAAAUGGUGAUAAAACAUCCAAAGUUUUUCUCAAGUAUGAUCCUAACUUACAUGCCGGUAUCACGAUAACUGAUCGUAAUGGAGUAAUCAGGCCUUUAGUUUUAUCAAUGCCUUUCUUGAAGAAAUACGUACAGUACGCCAAAACGAAACAGCCAAUGUUGACCGAAAAUGCAAAAAACUUGAUUGUUGAUAUAUACGCAUCUUUGAGAAACGAUGAGAAUACAAAGAAUUCAAGGACAACACCCAUAACGGCUAGAACUCUAGAAACUCUUAUCCGUUUAGCAACUGCUCAUGCGAAAAUUAAACUCAGUGCGACCAUUUCUGUCAAAGAUGUAAGGGUUGCAGAAGAGCUUCUGCGCUUUUCACUAUUCAAAGAAGUUAAGAAGAAAACUGCAUCAGACAGGUCACCACGUAAAAAGAGAAAAACAGAUGAAACAGGACUUUCGUCAGACGAAGAAGAGGAUGAAGAGGGAGAAGAGGAUGCAAGAUACACCAUCACUCCAAGUCGUCGUAGGGUGCAUACUAGAUCACAAGAUGUGAGGAUUCAUGAGGAUACAGAGGAGCAGGUGGAAUCAAUGAGAAAAGGGCUCGAACACUUAGACACUUCUCCGUCUGCCGGCAGAACAAGGACAGUUGCAUCAACAGAGCUCACAACUGAAACUACCGAAGAACCAAUGAAUGAUGCUCAACAAGAUGAUUUGAGUAUUUCUGAGGAAACUACCUUAAAGCCUGUGACUAUUCAAGAAAACGCAAACUUCGAUGGGGAAAUAUCUGACAAUCGUUACCAAACGUUCAAGAAAACCCUUUCUGCAUUGCUUCGGAAUAAUAAGAAAGACCAGUACGGAAUACAAGAGUUGAUCAAUUCAAUCAACGAACAGCUGCCUCAGGAGGAUAGAUUUGGCCCUGCCGAGAGUCAAGCCGCUCUUCAUUUGCUGGAAAUUGACAAUAUUGUCAUGACAUCUGAGAAUUACGUGUAUCCUAUAUAAGCAACUCAUAUAUCCGUUUUAUGCGUUUUUGUUCCUUCCCCCCCUCCACCUUUGUUAGUAUUAAUAGUGACUGUAUUUUAUCAUUUCAUCACCUGGUCGUACUCUUAUCCAUUGUUUCUCGAAACAGCCGAACAUCGGAGUUGUAUACCACUUUACAACAUUUUCCGCGAGAAAUGUUUGUGGAUGACAAAUC
Messenger RNA from Pichia membranifaciens NRRL Y-2026, 3051 nucleotides. RefSeq lists its product as hypothetical. NCBI's taxonomy places the organism in Eukaryota, Fungi, Ascomycota, Pichiomycetes, Pichiales, Pichiaceae. Bases 234 to 2858 code for a protein of 874 amino acids. Gene Ontology annotation, molecular function: single-stranded DNA binding; ATP binding; single-stranded DNA helicase activity. Gene Ontology annotation, cellular component: MCM complex; nucleus. Gene Ontology annotation, biological process: DNA replication; double-strand break repair via break-induced replication; mitotic DNA replication initiation. The record is from RefSeq and is a predicted model, not a curated record. The transcript has a single exon.